Molecule: messenger RNA, 1027 nt
Organism: Papilio machaon (common yellow swallowtail)
Lineage: Eukaryota; Metazoa; Arthropoda; Insecta; Lepidoptera; Papilionidae
Product: tRNA-uridine aminocarboxypropyltransferase 1
Exons: 2
Coding region: 101-1027 (308 amino acids)
Biological process (GO): tRNA modification
Cellular component (GO): nucleus
Molecular function (GO): tRNA-uridine aminocarboxypropyltransferase activity
Source: RefSeq, a predicted model, not a curated record
UGAUCAUUAAAUUGUUUUGUUUUAGAUAGUGUUUUUUAGGUUAUCUGACAAUUUGUAAAUAGUGGCAGUUGUUAAAAAGUAGUAGUUCUUCAAUAACACUAUGAAUCCAAAGAGUCCAGAAGCUAGAAAACGUGAAGGAAAUCCGUUUGAUGGUCUUAUUAUCGCAAACACAGAAAUUCUGGACAAUAUCGAAAGUAGAAGUUCUUGUCCUAGCUGCGGAAAGUCACGAAUGUAUUUUUGCUACACUUGUUUUGUACCCGUCUCGCAACUAGCUACUCGUAUCCCUGUUUGUGCUUUACCGAUUAAAAUUGAUAUCAUUAAACAUCGUAGAGAAAUUGAUGGAAAAAGUACUGCCGCACAUGCAGCCGUUUUAGCGCCCGAUCAAGUUCGUGUUUUUACUUACCCAGAAAUACCGAAGUAUGACAUCAAUAAUGGUAGAACAGUUUUACUAUAUCCUGGCGCAGAAGCUGUUCCUGUAUCCAGUCUAUUUUCAGGAAAACAACCUUCAGAGACAUAUUCUCAAAAACUACUUUCACAAUUACCGCCAGGGUAUAAUGUAGGCACUUUGAUGACAAAGACAUUGGAAGAAGGAGAAAACUUAGAUAUAUACCAUGUAAGCCAAUGGCCAGUUGACCAUGUUAUUUUAAUAGACAGUACAUGGAACCAAAGUCGUGGUAUAUAUGCUGAUGAAAGAUUACAGAAACUACCUAAGAUAGUGCUGAAGAAGAGACCAUCACAAUUUUGGCGACAUCAAAAAGGAAGCCCUCGUUGGUAUCUUUCAACAAUUGAAGCCCUACAUCAGUUAUUAUUAGAACUGCAUUUAUGUGCAUGGGGUCGAAGUGAAACUUAUACAUCUCAUCUCACUUUGCAGUAUCCAAUACACAGGCCACACAACAAUGACUCUUAUUGUGUGCCUUAUGCUGGCCAGUAUGAUAAUUUACUCUUCUUUUUUAAGUUUUUGUAUGAAAAGCUACACAAACUUUAUGACUCAGAUAAUUUGUUAGCGUAUAAGAGACCUAUGACAUAA